UUUUUCCGCACUGCUGUUUGGAGAUACAAUUUAUUCAACGGCAUUCACAAAGUUAUUGCUGGAUGCGUGUUUGAAAGAGACAUCUUUCUCAAUAGACAAGCUUUGACCAUGCGGGGCCCCGACGUCACGCAAACCCCCUGCUGUGUUUUACGCUUGAAGCGGAGAGUGAGUGGAGGAAGAAGGGCAGCCUGAGGGCAACUUUUCGAGUGGAACAUCACAAAAAUAGCUUUUCGUGCUGUUCGAAAAUGGCUCAUAUAACGAGCGAAGGGGCCGAACAAGAUUCUCAGCCGACGUCGGAUCAAAACGGAACCGGAGAAGCUGCAGAAACCGGCAAGGAGGGACAGGCCGUGCCGGACCCCAAACAGGAACCGGGCGACAACAACGAGAACAGAGCAGGAAUGGACGUGAACAGUGGUCAUGGUGCGGCGGUGGAGGACGGGGACAACCUGCUUCGUGUUCCCGACGCCGACAAAGAAACCGUGUUACCGACCGAAAAGACCAACAACGACGACGGGGAACCCAGCAGUAAACUCUCUGAACCGGUGAAAAGUCCCGCACAGGGGAGUUUGGCGAGUGGCACUGAUUCCGCACAAGAGGGCUCCCGGGUGCUGAAACAAGAACAAAGAGAGGGGGAGAACGUGUCCUCCUCGCCGCCUGCCGAGCGCACAAAGACCGCGGAGAAAGCCGAGCACGGCACCAAGAGACCGGCCAGCGUGGAACUGACCCCGUCGAAUGGAGAGCCGCUCAGUCGGAUGGAUUCAGAAGACAGUAUCGGCAGCACCCUGAUGGACAUGGAGAGCACGGCGUCCAGCGGUCGCUCCACCCCGGCGAUGCUGAACGGUCACAGCGCGGUGGCGGGGAGUGGCUCGGCACCGGCAGGGGGCAAGUCUCUGAGCUACACGUGCUGCUGGGAUCACUGCCAGCUGCUGUUUCUCAGCAGCCCCGACCUGGCCGAACACAUCAGAGCCACACAUGUGGACGGACAGAGAGGAGGGGUGUUUGUGUGUCUGUGGAAGGGCUGCAAGGUGUACAACACACCGUCCACCAGUCAGAGCUGGCUGCAGAGACACAUGCUGACCCACAGUGGAGACAAGCCAUUCAAGUGUGUGGUGGGAGGCUGCAACGCCACGUUUGCCUCUCAGGGGGGGCUGGCCCGUCACGUCCCCACUCACUUCAGCUCACAGAGUUCAUCCAAAGUGUCCAGUCAGGGCAAAUUGAAGGAGGAGUCUCCAUCCAAGGCUGGCCUCAACAAGAGGAGGAAACUCAAGAACAAACACAGACGCUCCCUCCAUGCCAGUGUAGAGCAGACUGGAAACGGGGGAGAGAGAGAGAGGGGUAAGACAUGCAACAAAGGUCCCAUGGCUGGAAUUGAACCGGGGACGUCGUGCUUAUGUGCCCGACCACAUGACUUCUUUGACGCUCAGACCAUGGACGCCAUCCGCCAUCGAGCCAUCUGCCUCAACCUGGCAACACACAUCGAGAGCUUGGGCAACGGACACAGUGUGGUCUUCCACAGCACGGUAAUAGCCAGGAGGAAAGAGGACUCUGGGAAAGUGAAGGUCUUGUUGCACUGGACACCUGAAGACAUACUGCCAGAUGUGUGGGUGAAUGAGAGCGACAGACUGCAGCAGAAGACCAAGGUGGUUCAUCUGUCCAAGCUGCCUACAGACACAGCUAUACACCUGGACCCCAACAUCUACAGGAUGUUCUUCUAACCACCUCCAGGGGAGCGCCACUGUCACUUCCUGCUUAUCUAACCUCAAGGAGGAGAUUGCCUCCUUUUCUCUUCGUCUCCAUCUCUACGUUCCUCUUCUCCCCUCCACCGUCUCCCAGAGGAUGCUGGGAGUUUGCUGACUUAUUUGUCAUGGCUGUCUGCGGCCACCAGUGUUUUCAGCAUUAGGUGCUGAGUUUACAGGGGGCAUGAAGGGGGAGAUGUUGCUUGUUUUAGGUAACACGACUAGACUGAAAACUAACUGACAGAAGUGUAACUGUAGACAGACACGUGUAGAGAGAAGCUGUCUUUGUAAAUACUUGAGAUUUGUAAUAUAUUUUUAUACUUUGAAUUUUUUUACUGUAGAUAGAUGUUUUUUUUUCUGCCAAACGUUUUUAAAUAGAUGUUUUAAAAACUGAUGAUACUGGUCAUGUGCAUAUAGCUGGCAUUUCUCUGGUUUGAUGUCAUUAAACUUUUCCAACCUACGCUUA
Perca flavescens (yellow perch) is the source of this 2202-nucleotide messenger RNA. RefSeq names its product AE binding protein 2 (gene aebp2). The record is from RefSeq and is a predicted model, not a curated record. Gene Ontology annotation, cellular component: ESC/E(Z) complex. The transcript is spliced from 9 exons. Bases 246 to 1715 code for a protein of 489 amino acids. Lineage: Eukaryota; Metazoa; Chordata; Actinopteri; Perciformes; Percidae. Gene Ontology annotation, biological process: regulation of transcription by RNA polymerase II.